Triticum turgidum subsp. durum (durum wheat) is the source of this 1176-nucleotide messenger RNA. The record is from the annotation of a GenBank genome assembly. Lineage: Eukaryota; Viridiplantae; Streptophyta; Magnoliopsida; Poales; Poaceae.
AUGGGAUCGGAUGGCCGGAGCUGGAACGGGGUCGCCGGCGGAGCCAGAGGUGGCGGCGAGGAGAAGACGAGGGCGGUGGCGGCUCCGGCGGCAGCGCUGGCGGAGGUGCCCACGUCGACCGCCGCGGUCGACAUCUCGCUGCCGCUGCCCGAGAUGACUCCCCGCAUCAUGCAAGUCCCAGAUCUCUGCAAGGAGCUGGUGAAGGAGUGGUCGUCCCUGGACAGCUCGUGCUUCUCAAUCUCGACGGUGUCAGGCGGCAUCACCAACAUGUUGCUGAAGGUAUCUGUCAAGGAAGGCUCUGACAGUGAGUCGUCUGUGACUGUUCGGCUGUAUGGCCCAAAUACAGACUUGGUGAUCGAUCGGGAGAGGGAAUUGCAGGCCAUACCAUAUCUCUCAGCUGCAAGGUUCGGGGCUCGGUUACUUGGAGUAUUUGAGAAUGGAGUGGUUUCGUCAUUCAUCCAUGCUAGGACACUAUCACCUUCAGACAUGAAGGAGCCUAGAAUUGCUGCUGAAAUUGCUAAGCAGCUACAGAAAUUUCAUCAAGUAGAUAUACCGGGAUCAAAAGAACCACAGUUGUGGAAUGACAUAUUCAAGUUUUUGAGAAAAGCUUCUGUAUUGAAGUUUGAAGAUAAUGAGAAGCAGAAGAGGUAUGAGACGAUCUCUUUUAGAGAAAUACAAGAUGAAGUUAAAGAACUUAAGGAUCUCUCCGAUCUUUUGCAUGCUCCUGUUGUGUUUGCACACAAUGACUUGCUAUCGGGUAAUCUGAUGCUGAAUGAUUUGGAAGAGAAACUAUAUUUCAUUGAUUUUGAGUAUGGGUCAUAUAGCUACCGUGGCUUUGACAUCGCGAAUCAUUUCAAUGAGUACGCAGGCUUUGAGUGUGACUACAACUUGUACCCAGAUAAAGAUGUACAAUACCAUUUCUUCAGGAAUUAUCUAUCUGAUAGACCAAGUGAGGUCCAAGAGCAGGAUCUGGAUGCCCUUUAUACUGAAACAAACACUUUCAGGUUAGCAUCACACCUCUACUGGGCAUUGUGGGCACUCAUUCAGGCAAGGGUAUCCCCAAUCGAUUUCGAUUACCUUGGAUACUUCUUCCUACGGUACGGCGAAUACAAGAAACAGCGAGAGUUCUGUUUCUCCUUGGCGCAAGGCUUCCUUUCUUCCCUGAGGAGUGGCUAG